AUGGCCGCAACACCCAGUCCGAAGCCAAAGGUGCUUGCAAGACUGUGGCCCACGUUCUGCAUCAUGGUGCUGGCUGGCCUCUUGGCCACUUCUACCGGCUAUGUCAGUCUCCAAGACACAAGUUGCUUCGCGGCAGAGGGGAAACGGCUCUCUUGGAAGGAGCUGGAUGCUGGGACAAGCCCCGUUGCCAACAAGCUCUGCGACUUCGAGGAGCUACGCCAGGAGCUUCGCGAAGAGCUCCGACCUCAGGCCAAUAAGGCCGAUGCAGAGGUCCUUGCCAACUUCAACAGCGGCAAGAAGAGCGACAACAAUCAAGUCCGGAUCUGCAACCCAUGUUGGUUUGGAGCCGUCGGAGAUGGCAAGACCGACAGCACAGAAGCUUUCCGCGCAGCUAUGGACAUCUGCAGUGCGAAUCGGUCAUGGGGGACGGAGCGAUUCAUACUGCAGAUACCAAAGGGGAUUUUUGUCCUUGGCUCCGUCAACCUCACCAGCAAGAUGACGUUGCACCUGCUCAAAGGUAGCAAGCUCCUAGGGGUCUCAUCGCCAGACUCGUACCCGUUGCUUCCGGCUCUCCCCAGCUACGGCCUCAACCGUGACUGGUCGCUGGACCCUUCCAAAAGGCAUGCAGCUCUCCUGUUUGGCUACAACCUCUCAGACGUGACCAUCGAAGGGCCUGGUAUCAUUGAUGGUAACGGCAGCUGGUGGUGGUCACGCUUCAGCAAGACGCACGUGCUGCUGCAUCACGGACGGCCAUCGCUAAUUCAAUGCAUGUUCUGUGCAAACAUCACUCUUCGACGGAUCCGCCUGCAAAAUCCUGCUUUCUGGAACACGCACUUCUAUGCCUCAAAGAGCAUUCUGGUUGAGCGCGUCAACAUCACCGCCCCGUAUGAUUCGCCGAACACGGAUGGAAUCAAUCUGGAUUCGGUUGUUCAUGCCAUUGUGCGGCAUAGCGAGAUCUCAACAGGGGAUGACGCUAUCGCAAUAAAGAGUGGGCUCAAUCAGGCGGGCCUAACCUUUGCCAUGCCCAGUGCUCACAUCCAUUUGCAUGACCUCGCCAUUCGGUCAAAGUGCCUCUCAGUGGGCAGUGAAAUGAGCGGUGGUGUUUAUGAUGUGCGUGUGGAAAACGUCAAGUUUGGAGACAAUCGGCCCGAGAAUCGAUGGCAUGGAAUUUUUAUCAAGAGCUCAAGGUGGCGCGGGGGAGUGGUGAGAGACCUGUACUUCCACAACAUCUACAGCGUUGCCAGGUCAGGGCUCAAAAGACAAACCAAAGUCUUCAUCAAGAUCUCGAUGCAGUACAGCUCCAGGAAUGGACUCGAGGGUGAAGCUUCGGAGCAACCUCCAGCUUUCAUCAACUUUACCUUCGAGACGAUCUCCUCCAACGGAGCAAAGCAAGUUGCCGACAUCUCGGGAUUACCAGACAGCCCCAUCACCGACAUUGUCUUCAAGGAUGUCACCGGCUCCAACUAUGAACAAGGCAUCUACUGUAGUCGCACCCGAGGAAUCAGAGUGCUGAACAGUGACGUGAAGGCAGUCGAUUGCCUUGCGCACUUGGUGGAUCCUUCGUUGCUUGACGAGCUGGAUCAUUUGGAUCCGCCAGCCGGCCCAGACGUCCAGGAUGCCCACAGCUGGCUGGACAAGCGGAAGAAGUUGAUCGCUGCUGUCUUUGGAAACUCGUCACUUCCAACAAAGUUGAAGCCGGACAACAUCCAGAAAUUGCAGCGAGGUCUUUAUGCAAUUCACUGGGAUCUACCCGGGCAUGGGCUCAGAAGUACUGUCUUCGCGGCCCCGCUCCGAAAGUCGAAGAGCGCAGUGCUGUGGCACCAUGGGCAUCACGACUGCGUCUGUCCUUCCGCAUCCACAACCCACAUGCCAAGCCGAGCCAAGCAUCCCAAGCGCAAGUACGGUGUUCGACCCGGUUGGAUUCAAGGUCCCUGUCGCAUGGGAUGCAUGGGUACCAAGCACACCAAAGAGAGGGCAGCCAAUGGCACUGGAUACACCUGGUGGGAUCUUGACAACGUGACGCGGUUCUUCCACGCGCUGGGGCACAACGUUUUCAUACUGUCCAUGCCACUGGUGGGUGUAAAUUUCGAUUCACGGCGCAGCACCAACUGGACAGAUCACUGGUGGUUCCAGCACCUCGAGAGCCUUGGUGACUCUGCGCUCCGAUACUUCUGCGAGCCUGUGAUCCUGACCAUCAACUACGCUUUAAGCUUGGGCUUUCAGGAUGUGGUUUUGGCUGGCUUGUCGGGUGGCGGGUGGACUACGAGCCUCGUCGCAGCUAUGGACCGGCGGGUGGUGAAGUCAAUCCCCGUUGCAGGUGUCCUGCCAUGGGCUCUACGCUUUGAUCGCACGGCCGCUGGUAUCGAGGCGACAGGUGACAUAGGCGACUAUGAACAGAUCUGCAAGCUGAAACCAUUCCCCUUCAAGAAUGGAGCGAGGCACAAAGGAUAUGGAUGGCGCAGAGAUGCUGGCCGGGAGUAUUGCCAGGCUUGCAACUACAAGUGUCAGUUUCUCUUGGCAGGCUUCGAGCAGCAUCGUUGGCAACUUCAAAUCUUCCACGAGGAUGAUACUUGCUGCUAUGCCGCCGCCGGAAGGCACCAGGAGUUUCUUGCGUAUGAGAGCGACAUCCGCACCGCCUUGGCAAGUCAGCAGCUUCAUGGAUGGUUUACUGUGGUGGUGACAGAUCACAGGUUGCAUGAGCUCUGUGCCGAAGACAAGAGAGUCAUCCAAGCGGCCUUGACCAUGCAACUCACGCCCAAGAAUGGCGCAUGGGACAUAUUGCCUUGUGAUGUGCUUCAUGGCAAGUCCAACCGUGCAGCAACCUGCUACCGAGACAGUGACAUUCAGCAUGCACGAAAAUGA
Symbiodinium necroappetens is the source of this 2862-nucleotide messenger RNA. Lineage: Eukaryota; Dinophyceae; Suessiales; Symbiodiniaceae. The record is from the annotation of a GenBank genome assembly.